AUGGUCCUCACCCACUCGACGAACCACACCUACUCUCACCCUUUCCCGACCGUCACGCUCGCCUACUUCCUCCGAUACUCGUCCCCCAAGCUCAAUCCCUUCUCCACUCAUGUUCUCAGCACCGAUACCAUCGACAGCCGCCUCGACCCGGCCACGGGCAGGCUGCACACGACACGCAUCCACCUGAAGAAGUCGCGCAUGCCCGCGCCCGUCUUCAAGCUCCUCCCGGCAUCCAUCACCGGCGGUGGCUCCGCUGAAAAAGCGAGCUACGUCCUUGAGACAUCCGUCGUCGAUGUCCGUGAGGGCUGGAUGCGCACGGAGAGUCGCAAUCUCAACUUCAUGAACGUCCUUUCCGUCAUCGAAAAGCAGGACUUUCGCCUCCCCGCGGAUGCCCCUGCUGAUGCCGCGACCGACGUUACGACCACUGUUAUCUACAGAUCUCGUCUCGGCGAGAGGCUACGUGGGGGCAAGAAGGACAUGCCCCAGGCCAACGCCAUCCCGGAGCAACCGGAGCAGAAGGAGGGCCGUUGGAUGCCUGGCUGGAUGAGUGGCAUCGGUGCGCGGGGCAUCCAGCGCAGCAUUGAGAACCUGGCUUCUAGCAAGACGCAGGACCAGAUGGGCAAGAGCCGUGAGGGCAUGCGUGUCGUUCUCGAGAGGCUUAGGAAGAACGGCGUCGUCGGCGUGCUGGAGAUGAUGAGACGAGAACGCCAAUUGGCUUGA
Messenger RNA from Colletotrichum chrysophilum, 720 nucleotides. RefSeq lists its product as uncharacterized. Gene Ontology annotation, biological process: phospholipid transport. Gene Ontology annotation, cellular component: mitochondrial intermembrane space. Lineage: Eukaryota; Fungi; Ascomycota; Sordariomycetes; Glomerellales; Glomerellaceae. The coding region runs from base 1 to 720 and encodes 239 amino acids. Gene Ontology annotation, molecular function: phosphatidic acid transfer activity. The record is from RefSeq and is a predicted model, not a curated record. The transcript has a single exon.